Molecule: messenger RNA, 795 nt
Organism: Puccinia triticina
Lineage: Eukaryota; Fungi; Basidiomycota; Pucciniomycetes; Pucciniales; Pucciniaceae
Exons: 6
Coding region: 1-795 (264 amino acids)
Biological process (GO): response to endoplasmic reticulum stress
Cellular component (GO): endoplasmic reticulum lumen
Molecular function (GO): protein disulfide isomerase activity; protein-disulfide reductase activity
Source: RefSeq, a predicted model, not a curated record
AUGAACCCAGUAUUCAGAUCCAUUCUUCUACUCGCCAGCGUUCUGUUCGGCCUCACCCAAGCCGGAAUAUUCCCCUCGACUGGAGAUAUUCAGGCGAUCGAUAUCGUCAGAUUAAAAAAACAUCUCGCAGGAUCGAGCAAAGGAACGAUGGUCGCUUUUUACGCUCCUUGGUGUGGGCAUUGUAGAAACCUUGUACCGGAGUACCAAAAAGCAGCUAGCAGCGUCAAGGAUCUGGUCACUUUUGUCGCAGUAGAUUGCGAUGCAGCAGAAAACAAGGCAGCUUGUAGUACGGAUUAUCAAGUCAAGGGUUUUCCAACUCUCGCCUAUUUCCCAGGAGUACCAGUUCCCACUCCCUACCAGGGCGAGCGCAAAGCCAAAGCAGUCGUCGACUUUGUGCUACAGAGCAUGCCCAAUUUUGCCAAAAAGAUCAAGACAGGAGACGAGCUAAGCAAACUAAUCUCCAAAUCAAAAACGUCUCGACCAUUGAUCGUUUUGUUUACCGAAGCCACCAAGACUACUUCGCUUUUCAAAGCACUCUCGAGUGCGGUACACAAAAAGAUGGACGUCUACACGGCUACACCCACAGCGAUUGGAGGGGACUCGGCAAAGGCAAAGUUCGGAGUAGACAAAUUCCCAACAGUGAUGAUUUACAAAGGAUCAGAAGAAACCGAACGAGAAAAAUACUCCGGUCAGAUCAACUACAAAUCACUCUUCGAAUUCUUUAAAUCCCACGCGCCACCUAAAGAAGAGAAACCGAAGAAAGAAAGCCCCGGAAAAGCCGCUGGUGAAUUGUAA